UAAAGAUCGUAGUCAGAAAGAAAGAAAAGAGGAAAAAGAGGCUAGGAAAAAAAGGAUGUUGAAGAAAAUAGCAUUUGCAGUGCUUGUCAUGUGUUUGAUGUUUUGCCGCAUAGAGAGCGUUGCAGCAGCCUCCGUGGCUGAAGCUAGUUGCUAUGACCAGUGCUCCACUGGCUGCGUCCAAAGCAAUACUAGAAAAAUGCAGCGGUGUGAUCGCAAAUGCCAGAUCAAAUGCGGUCCAGAUUCUGAAGUUGACAAGCAUUACAAUGAAUUCAUAAAAGUCUAAAAGGAAACUGCUACAAAUGUGACGCUACUUUGGGUAAAAAUAAGAUGAUGAUGAUGAUGAUAACUCUCUUAUCUUCUUAUUUAGUUCAGGAUUUCCCCCCCCUCCUUCCUUUUUAAUCUAUGUUUCAUAUUCGUAAUUGACUUUUGUAAUUUGUGUAGUUUCAGCCUUUUCGGACUUGUAUGGUUUUCAAUUAUAUUCCUCUUUUUAAGUGGAAAAAUAAUGUCUUCUAAAACUUAUCCAGGAUAUUAAUAAGCACUGAAAUAUAUAUAAUGAUGUAUUUCCAUAAGAAAAUAA
Molecule: messenger RNA, 577 nt
Organism: Ziziphus jujuba (common jujube)
Lineage: Eukaryota; Viridiplantae; Streptophyta; Magnoliopsida; Rosales; Rhamnaceae
Exons: 3
Coding region: 56-283 (75 amino acids)
Source: RefSeq, a predicted model, not a curated record